AACCGACACACGCUCUCUCUCGUCGCAUCCGGAAGAUUCUCGACGGCGGCGAAACCACCUGCGAUUGGAUUCGUCGAUCCAAUCCCUCCUUCGACGCUCCACAAGGAUUUCUGGGGGUUUUAAGGUUAUUUCCGCUGGUUGGGAUUGAUGGCGGAGCACUUGGCUUCGAUCUUUGGUACCGAGAAGGAUAGGGUGAACUGCCCAUUCUAUUUCAAGAUUGGAGCAUGCCGCCAUGGGGACAGGUGCUCCCGUCUCCACAACCGCCCCACAAUAUCUCCCACCCUUCUCCUCUCCAACAUGUAUCAGCGCCCGGACAUGAUCACCACAGGAAUUGAUGCGCAGGGCCAACCUAUUGACCCCCGAAAGAUCCAGGAGCACUUUGAGGAUUUUUAUGAGGACAUCUUUGAGGAGCUCAGCAAGUUUGGUGAGAUUGAGAGCCUCAAUGUCUGUGAUAACCUUGCUGAUCACAUGAUCGGAAAUGUCUAUGUCCAGUUCAGGGAAGAAGAACAAGCAGCUGCAGCUCUUAGAGCCCUUCAAGGCAGGUUCUACUCAGGCCGCCCAAUAAUUGUGGACUUCUCACCAGUGACGGACUUUCGGGAGGCCACUUGCCGGCAGUUUGAGGAGAACAGCUGCAACCGUGGUGGAUAUUGCAAUUUUAUGCAUGUCAAACAGAUCAGUAGAGAAUUGAGGAGGAAGCUAUUUGGACAUUACCGGAGGUCUCAUGGGACGAGCCGUAGCCGAAGUCCGAGCCCAUCCUAUCGGAGAGACUAUCGUGAUAGAGACUACCGUGACCGUGGGGACUACCAUGGAAGUGGGCGGAGGAGUGGAGACAGGCAUGGAAGGUAUGACAGUGAUGGUGGAAGACGGCGACAUGGGAGCCCUAGGCGGACAAGGAGCCCAGUGAGGGAAGGAAGUGAGGAACGAAGGGCUAGGAUUGAACAGUGGAAUCGGGAAAGAGAGGAGAGGCAUGCAUAAUUCAUGUUGCAUGUCUUGCAGUCUCUUGUUUGUCAUUUCUAUUCAUAGGUGACCUAGGCAAGGAGUUCUGUUUGGCCUUCUGCUUCUUUUAUUGUUGAAACACUUUAUGGUCCAGGCAUUUUGAUUGCACUCCUUGAAUUUCAAAAAUGGUCUCUUUGAUCUCACUGUGUGAAUGAGAACUGUGAAUGAGAACUGUGAAUGAGAACUGGGAUCUUUUGUAGUCUAUUACAUAUCUGUUUGGUUUGCCA
This is a messenger RNA of Elaeis guineensis (African oil palm), 1223 nucleotides long. RefSeq names its product splicing factor U2af small subunit B. NCBI's taxonomy places the organism in Eukaryota, Viridiplantae, Streptophyta, Magnoliopsida, Arecales, Arecaceae. The record is from RefSeq and is a predicted model, not a curated record. Gene Ontology annotation, cellular component: U2AF complex. Gene Ontology annotation, molecular function: RNA binding; metal ion binding. Gene Ontology annotation, biological process: mRNA splicing, via spliceosome.